This is a messenger RNA of Coprinopsis cinerea okayama7#130, 3414 nucleotides long. RefSeq lists its product as hypothetical. The transcript is spliced from 19 exons. The record is from RefSeq and is a predicted model, not a curated record. Bases 1 to 3414 code for a protein of 1137 amino acids. Lineage: Eukaryota; Fungi; Basidiomycota; Agaricomycetes; Agaricales; Psathyrellaceae.
AUGUCAAGCAGCACAUUCGUCGAUUUGGUUUUUUCUUACGAGGCGAAUAAAGACCUCUAUCAACAGGCAUUCUGUGUCAAUCCUCCUGAUGGAGAGUGUCCUUUUAGUCCAUGUCCCAACGGCGACGUUACUGGUAUCGGUUCCCAGGUUUCUGUUUAUGCUACCACAAUCAUUUACGCGCUGGUCCUUGCCUACAUUCCGUGGUUGAAACGACCAAUGCUGUACGCCUACCUCAGCUUGGUCUUCUCCCUCCAAAUCGCCGGAUUAGUUUCAAUCCUCAAGAACAACCUCAGCUUAACCGACGCCCUCUUCGUAUUGAUUUGCGUCGCAUCACCGGCCACGUUCUAUAUGUGGUAUCUCUCCAUCAGAUCACUCUGGAACCCUUCCCUAUUUCCCAUCCUCCGGGACCCCGGUGCAAAGCCAAAGCCCCUUUCAAAAUCCAAAGAAGUACACAUCCUCCGGGUCGUCAUAUUCCUUAACAUGGCGUUCGAAAUCGCGUUGAUAUGCAUGGUGUUCAUCCCCACACGGGUGACGAAGCUCAAAUUCAGUCAGCCCGCGUGUAACCAGAAGUUCGGUACCAAGCUGUGGUUUAACUUGGCUUGGGAGCUCCCUUACGCCAUGCAGAUGGUUGGUACUUUCCUUUUCCUUGGAAUAGCAUGGGCGAUCUUCAAAGGGUGGACUUCCAUGAGGUUCUAUGAGGUCCCGACCAGGACGAAUCCCGUGGAAUACGAAGCCAUUAGCUUGGACACCCUCAAAACCGAUGGUGGAAAAAAUCAAAUCGACAUUAUUACCUGGACCGAGACGGUGCUAUGCACCCAUUUCCCUAACUUCAUGACACGCACAUUGGCCAUCAGCAUUGCGACGAUACUCCAGAUUUCGACACUUCCGACAUCAAUCUGGUAUGUCUACAGCAAAGACAUCCUCUCGUGGUUGAUCCUUCUCUUUGGUUGCUUUGCCCAAAAACCUAAACCAGGAAGCAACUGGUGGGUUUUCUAUGGCAUGCGGAUCUUUUCCAUAUUGUUCUUGGGAGGAUACGCCUUUCUCCGCAUGCUUGGAUUUGAUGAGUUCCUCCCUACAGUCCCAGACGUGGUGUCCAUCUUCCUCUUGUGCACUGUGGCAGCCUGGAGCUGUGCCCACUUUGAUCGUGGAAACGUGAAGGUUUUCCUUCCGAUUUUCCUCGUACUCACGGCCAUAGUCAUUACGGUCGCAAACUACUUUGUCGUUCUUGUUGGAGACUCCAAGAUAUUCGCCGCGGCAACGGGCGGGUUCAAUGCACCUGAUGACAAUUUCUCGUAUUUCCAACUCAGUAUGAUGACCGUUUCUGGAUGGUUGAUCGCCUGGAUGGCAACUUCUGCCUGGCCGUGGCGCGUCACACUCACUUGGGAUAAGCUGUUCAAGGGCUUGUGGAAGCGAGCCCAUAUCCUAAAAUUCUGCUGGUUUAUUGCCGGUCCGCAUAUCCUUUGGAUACAGGCGUGCAACAAUACCAACCCCUCAAACUCGAAGGAUAUGGCUUUUGGACAGAUCUUUGCCAUCAUCGUAACGGCUCUGACAAUCUUCACCCUCCUUGACGAAAUGAAGGAUGUCAAGAUGGACGUGUGGUGGGCGUUCGUAAAGUCGAGGGAGAUGCCCCAAGAGGACGAGGGAGAGAAACCGAAACAUUAUGCGCCAAAGCCAGGGUUGGGAAUGAGGGUUUCUCAUGAAUGGGGAGGCUCCUCUGGUAUGUGUUUGCGGGAACCACCAUCUCCGUCAUUCUCCCUCUGUGGCAGGCCCACCUUCUCUCGCGCCAUGUAUAGCGAUUCUGUCUUCGAGGAUCUCCACUUCACACAUGAAGAGGACGGCAAGCUCUUUGUCAAAGCUUAUUGCUUAAAUCCCCCUCCAGAUGUCUGCCCUCCCUGGGGUCCCUGUCCCAACGGCGACGUAACUGGUAUAGGCCAGCAAGUCGGCGUAUUUGCUACCACGAUUGUAUACGGGCUUGCUCUUCUCUACUUUCCAGACGCCCAACGGGGCGCCUUUAUGGCGCAUCUUGGAAUUAUUCUCGCUCUCAUGCUCGCCUGCCUCAUUGUCAUCCUCAGAUCCCAGCUCACUCAGAAUGACGGAUUAUUCGUCCUUGUUUCGGUCGCUUCACCCCCCACCAUUUGGCUCUGGAUUUCCACCAUCCGGUCUUGCUGGAAUCCAGCUGCAUUCCCCAUUGCGAAAGAGGAUCCGCGAAACUCGAAAGAGCUGCACGCAUUCCGAGUCUUCUCUAUCCUAUCCCUCUUCUUCUUUGUCGGACUGAUUUUGACGAUGUUCUUACCCAACACAUCGAUCAAAUUGUCGCAACCCGCAUGUAACAAGGACUACGGUGAUCAUCUAUGGUACAACCUCAUCUACAUCAUGCCGCUUGCCAUCCAAUGGGCAUCUAAUGUGGUCUGUUUCGUUGGCGUGCUCUUGCUUUGCCGGGCAUGGGUGUCACGGCGAACCUACGAGGUUCCCCUCAGGAACCCUCUUGAACGCGACGGCAACCUUCAAGACAGCAACGCCUGCUCUCACGAAAAACCAGAAGGAAGCCAACGUGAACCUUUGGACAUUGUCACAUGGACAGAGCGCAUGCUAUAUGCUCAAUACCCUCAUUUCAUGAAUCGGUUUCUUUCCACGUCGAUAAUCACGGUCCUUCAACUGGGCUCUCUCCCAACCACCUUGCCCUACGUUGAAAGCGAAGACAUUAUUGCAUGGCUUCUCCUUACGUUUGGUCUGUUUGCCGGUGCGCCAAGGGGGAAGAUCGUCGUCCACUACGCUGUCCGAUUCAUACUGUGGGCGUUCAUUACUGCUUACAUUGUUGUUCGAGCGCUCUUCGUCUUUAUACCUGGCGCCACGGAUCUCGUGACCAUGUUUCUUGCCUGCACCGCGGCCAAAUGGAGCUGGUCCAACUUCACCUCCAAAAACAUGAAGUUUUUCGUACCCAUCAUCCUAGUUGUUGUGACGGCUGGACUUUGCGUAGCCAACGUCUUCAUUAUCAUGCUGGGCUCGGCGAAAAGCUUCUCCCACGGGAUCGCAAACGACCCUGACGAAGACAUGCUUUCCUUCGUGAUGGUGACUAUCACCACCGUUUCUGGAUGGUUCAUAUCGUGGUCAGCGACUUCCAUAUGGCCCUGGAGAAGGUUCCUCUCAUUUAGAGAGCUGGUAUCCGCCUCGUUUGCAAGGGCCCAUCUCCUAAAGCUCUGUCUCCUACUCGGACCAUUGAUGAUAUGGAUCCAAGCCUGCAUCUCGUCGGAACCAACAGCAAUCGUCGAUAUGACGUUCGGCCAGGUCUACGCACUCUUCCUGGUGGUUGAGCGAUUAGAUCCGCUCGUCACCCCCGGCGAAAUAUCACCCCAUCUCCAUCAAAUCAUUGGGGGAAAUGCGUGCGUAACGGGCCAAUCCCGUUCAAUUGUCUAG